CUUCGUCAUUCGCUCGCGAGAUCAAAACAAGAUUCAAUAUUUUGAAAUUGCGUUGAAAAGUGAUUUUGCAGAAUGUCGCAAAUAUCUUCAAAUUUAUUGAAAACUACGCUUCAAAAUGGCAAAUUUAGCCCGGUUAAGGUCCACACGACAUGUAAACACACGGCGGCAGCGACGGCCAGCCAGCCCCUGCAGAAGAUUCGCGAGCGGCUCGAAAGUGGCCCCGGUUUCCAGGAGUUCGUGCAGAACCCGUCGUACAACCGGGAAGACUGGAGCGCCUACGAGGGCAAGUUGAAGCGGGAAAAGGGCGAGCAGGACCGGCUGCGGUUGCCGCCGUGGCUUAAAACGAAGAUCCCAAUGGGAAAGAACUUUAGCCGAAUCAAGGACCAGCUGCGCGAGCUUAAGCUGGCCACCGUCUGCGAGGAGGCCAAGUGUCCGAACAUUGGCGAGUGUUGGGGCGGCGGAGAGCAUGGCACUCAGACGGCGACGAUUAUGCUAAUGGGCGACACGUGCACCCGCGGAUGUCGCUUUUGCAGCGUCAAAACCGCCCGCGCUCCUCCCCCGCUGGAUCCGGACGAGCCAAAGAAAACCGCCAGCGCCAUCGCAUCCUGGGGGCUGGACUACAUCGUACUAACAUCCGUAGACCGGGACGACUUGCCCGACGGAGGCUCAAAUCACAUCGCCGAGACCAUUCGCGAAAUCAAGCGCCAGAAUCCGCGCAUUUUCGUCGAAUGUCUGGCGCCGGACUUCCGGGGCAAUCUGGACUGCAUCCGGACGGUGGCCACGUCCGGGCUGGACGUUUACGCGCACAACAUCGAAACGGUGGAAUCGCUCACGCCGUUUGUGAGGGAUCGCCGCGCCGAGUACCGACAGAGCUUGAAGUGUUUGGCCAGCGUGAAGGAAAUCAACCCGAACAUGGUUACGAAGACGUCGAUUAUGCUGGGGUUGGGCGAAACGGACGAACAAGUUGAGCAGACGAUGAAGGAUCUGCGCGCCGUCGGAGUCGACUGCCUAACCCUGGGUCAGUACAUGCAACCGACGAAGCGCCACCUGAAGGUCAUCGAGUACGUGACGCCGGAAAAGUUUAAACACUGGGAGACCCGGGGCAACGAACUGGGCUUCCUAUACACGGCCAGUGGUCCCCUCGUGCGCAGUUCCUACAAAGCGGGCGAAUUUUUCAUCACGAGCAUUCUCAAGAAUCGUGCUGCCGCCGCCGCUGAAGAGGCUACGGCCACCAAGCCGAGCGAGUGAAAAGCGAGCACCGUCUAGAAAGGAGGUGUUGGUGUCGUUUUAAGGAAACGACAAAGCAAGAGAAAAAAAUGAUAUUCAUAUUUUUAGCCACCCAUGGGGGCGGAGAGCUUUUUUGUUGUUGAUGUGCACUUUUGCUUUCUUUGGGGGCGCGCAGCGCUGUUUUCGCAAGGAAGCAAACGUGUAAUUGUAUGUAAAUAAACGUUGAAAGUAAAUGUGAAUAAAGAAAAUGCGAUAAAAAGGCACAGCGCAAACCUGUA
Culex quinquefasciatus (southern house mosquito) is the source of this 1505-nucleotide messenger RNA. RefSeq names its product lipoyl synthase, mitochondrial (gene Las). The coding region runs from base 73 to 1248 and encodes 391 amino acids. NCBI's taxonomy places the organism in Eukaryota, Metazoa, Arthropoda, Insecta, Diptera, Culicidae. The record is from RefSeq and is a predicted model, not a curated record. Gene Ontology annotation, molecular function: lipoate synthase activity; 4 iron, 4 sulfur cluster binding. Gene Ontology annotation, biological process: lipoate biosynthetic process. Gene Ontology annotation, cellular component: mitochondrion. The transcript is spliced from 4 exons.